CGAAAAGAAAUAAACUCCCCAACAGAAAAAACACACGCAAUUCCCCCGCCCACCACCGACCCGGGGGAGGAGCCGAGGAGGAGCGCGCCGCGACAGGGGCGCAUCUCGUCUCCCGCCGCCGCCGGCGCGCGCCGCCUCCACUUGUCGUUCGUUCCCCACCCAACUCCAGGUUCGGUCUGGUACGGUUCGGGUGCGUGCCCGCGCGCAGGUGCUGCAUCGCGGCGCGGGGGGCGGGCCGUGCUGGGUUUUUGGUGGGGGACAGGGGAGGGGACGGGGGUGGUAUGCUCUGCGGGCUGCGGCGGCUUGAUCCUGUGAAGAAGGCGGAAGAAGCGGGCAUCCCCGAUGCAACGGCUACUGGGGGUCGGCGAGAGGCUUUUGGCGAUUGGAACAAAUAGAUGGGCAGCCACUUAUUCCCAUCCGAGCCACAGAAGUGGGUACUACACAGCGGUUGGGGACAAUGGCUUGUCGACGAGGCGAAAGAUUCCAGCUGUCUUCUCAAGGAUGUUCUCACAUUACAAGGUCAUUGUCAGAAAGAACAGAGCUGAGGGUCACAAGUGCAGAACCAGGAUGUCCAGAGGCUAUCGCACAUUCUCUGUGGCAGUGGCCAAUUCAUCAGCAACCCAGCAAGCACAAUUGGCAUGGAAGCGGCUCAGUCAUAUGUACUCGUAUAGUGGUCCGCGGUUCCCGCUGAUGAGCCGAGCAGCCUGUGCAAUUAGUCUGUCCUUUACGAGGUUCCAUAUCAUCCCUGGGGUCAUGGCUCUAGCUUUUGGCAAGAUAGCACUUGCACCACCAGUCCUGGCAGACGCACCUUCCUUCAUGCCAAGAAUGGAUGGCAUCAUCACAAAGGCACAAGAUACUCGCCAGUUUCUGUCAUCUCUUGUUUGGUCAAUCUGGGAGGGCAUCACUUUGCUUAUUAGAGCAGUGCAUUUGACUUUCCUAUUCUUCCCUGCAACUGCAUUAGCUCCAUUUGCUGACAAGUUCAGUGUUGCGUUCAGAAGAAGGUGGCUUAGCCUUGUGCGCCGUACCCUCGAAAAGGCUGGGCCAGCAUUCAUUAAGUGGGGCCAGUGGGCUGCAACACGCCCUGAUCUUUUUCCAAGUGAUCUCUGCGUUGAGCUUGCAAAGCUUCACAGUGCAGCUCCAGCGCAUGGCUUUGCUUAUAGCAAAGCUGCCAUUGAGAAGGCAUUCGGUCAUGAGCUUUCUGAAAUAUUUGAGUCCUUUGAGGAGAACCCUGUUGCUUCUGGAAGCAUUGCGCAAAUACAUCGGGCUACACUGAAAAAUCAACAUCCUAAAAAGCAUGUUGCAGUUAAGGUGAGGCAUCCUGGUGUUGGAGAAUCAAUCAAGAGAGACUUUCUACUCAUCAAUCUUGUGGCCAAGGCUUCUAAUAUCGUCCCUGGAUUGAGCUGGCUGAGGCUGGAUGAGAGUGUUCGUCAGUUUGCAGUAUUCAUGAUGUCUCAAGUUGAUCUUUCUAGGGAAGCUGCUCACUUGAGUCGUUUUAUCUACAACUUCCGCAGAUGGAGACACGUGUCUUUCCCGAAGCCCUUGUAUCCACUUGUGCAUCCAUCUGUCCUAGUUGAGACUUUUGAGAAUGGAGAAAGUGUCUCUCGUUUUAUGGAUGAAAUCGAAGGGAAUGCUCGGAUGAAGAAAGACCUUGCACACAUUGGGACAUAUGCUUUUCUGAAGAUGCUUCUGGAGGACAACUUUAUUCAUGCGGAUAUGCACCCUGGAAACAUUCUUGUCCGUUUAAAUGAUAACAAGAUUUCAAGGAGACGAUUUUUCAGAGCCAAGCCCCAUAUUGUGUUUCUUGACGUGGGCAUGACUGCUGAGCUCACACGAUCUGACCGUGAUAACUUGCAACAGUUCUUCAAGGCAGUAGCUACUAGAGAUGGUCUUACUGCUGCUAAGUGUACCCUUCAGUUGUCAAAAAAUCAGAGCUGUCCAAAUCCAGUGGCAUUCACUGAGGAACUGGACAGGACGUUUACAUUCUGGGGAACUCCUGAAGGGGAUGUCUUUCAUCCUGUUGAAUGCAUGCAUCAAUUGCUUGAUACAGUUCGCCGCCACAAAGUAAACAUUGAUGGCAACAUCUGUACUGUAAUGGUUACUAUUUUGGUCCUCGAGGGGUGGCAACGCAAGCUGGACCCAGGCUUUGAUAUCAUGCACACGUUGAAGACUUUACUACUAGAGAAGGAUGUCAAGCAACCGGUUGAUUUUUUCUCGUAAACAAACAGUAUCAGAUCGAUCGUGUGUAUAGCAGCAACAAAAGAUGAUGGGUGGAAUAGAAGACUCGAAGCAUCCUGGCAAUGGCAACGUUAAGCUAAUAAUCUGAUGCACAGUGUUAUGUCUUUUCUGAAAGUAGCACUAGCAGCAACUGUCUGCACGGGGUUUCUUGUUUGAAAACCUUCAGUGAAAAUUUUGCCUACCACUCUGGCGUAGUCAGCCGUGGGGUUCUUUAAAAUUCACGGAAAGUUCCUGUAAUCCUGUCCACAAACUCUAUGUGAGGAACAAACACAUGUAAUUGAACAGAAUAGUCAUCGAGUCCGAGCUUAACUACGUUGGAGUCCACAGAGGUUUACGCUUCGUACUGGCAACCACGCCGUCUAAUGUAAAUUUUGGAUUAGCAAGAAAAUGGCUAAGCUAAAGUUAUGGUUAUCUUUCGCGAGAA
This is a messenger RNA of Panicum hallii, 2659 nucleotides long. RefSeq names its product ABC1 family protein YPL109C, mitochondrial-like. The coding region runs from base 343 to 2217 and encodes 624 amino acids. The transcript has 6 exons. Lineage: Eukaryota; Viridiplantae; Streptophyta; Magnoliopsida; Poales; Poaceae. The record is from RefSeq and is a predicted model, not a curated record.